AUGACUAAAAGUAUCGCCCAUCUAUGCUGCUAUGUUCUGCUUCUCGCCUUUGUUGCCGAUGCUGAUAAUCAGCAGCGCACUGAUAACGCGAUAUCCGAUGAUGAAACAUUCCUAACCGCCGAGGAUCUCAAAAUUGGCGAGAUUUUGGCGAGCAAACCGAUGGCCGUACCAUCAGCUGAUUCAAAGGCAUUGUAUUCAAACAGUCUCUUCGAAGGAGACAUAGUAAAUCCUUACGUGGAAGCAGGUGCGUUAGGGAACGCCACCUCAAUGGGCUCCUUGUAUGGAAAUGCUCUGCGGGAUCUCAGAUUGAGAUGGAAAGGUGGAAUCGUACCGUUUGUGAUUUCGAAGAGCUAUACCGCUGAUCAGAGAGCUGUUAUCGCUGCUGCUAUAGCCGAUUACCACAAAUACACCUGCAUUCAAUUUAGAGAUAAGAGAGAGGAAGAUAAAAAUUACAUCAGCAUCAAGCCCCUUGGUGGGUGCUAUUCGCAAGUGGGUUCAACAGGUGGUAUGCAAGAGUUAAGUCUUGGAGAUGGAUGUGUCUACAAGGGAAUCGUCAUACAUGAAAUGAUGCAUGCACUUGGCUUCUUUCAUGAGCAAAGUCGUACGAAGAGAGAUAAAUACGUGGAAAUUCUCUUCGAUAAUAUCCAUGACGGAAUGGCAUAUAACUUCGACUCAUACGAUGCCUCUGAAAUUAGCGCUUUGAAUAUCAAAUACGACUAUAACUCCAUAAUGCAUUANUAUUACGAAUGCAAAGGAGAUUAUGCAAGAACACCGAAAAUAACGCACUGUGAUGAUGAAUACGGUAAUUGCGAAAUUAAUCGUAAGUACUGUAGCAAUGAAGGGAUUAAAAAAGGGUGUCGAAAAACAUGCAAUGUUUGUUAG
Messenger RNA from Anisakis simplex (herring worm), 882 nucleotides. Lineage: Eukaryota; Metazoa; Nematoda; Chromadorea; Rhabditida; Anisakidae. The record is from the annotation of a GenBank genome assembly.